Messenger RNA from Myxozyma melibiosi, 2217 nucleotides. Its product is annotated as YL1 nuclear protein-domain-containing protein. The transcript has a single exon. Gene Ontology annotation, biological process: chromatin remodeling; regulation of DNA-templated transcription. The record is from RefSeq and is a predicted model, not a curated record. Gene Ontology annotation, molecular function: ATP-dependent H2AZ histone chaperone activity. The coding region runs from base 209 to 2170 and encodes 653 amino acids. NCBI's taxonomy places the organism in Eukaryota, Fungi, Ascomycota, Lipomycetes, Lipomycetales, Lipomycetaceae. Gene Ontology annotation, cellular component: nucleus.
CGAUGUCGCUGCCAUCUUUGCCGAGACUGACGAGGACGAGGAUUUUGCGAGCAGUGCUGAUGAUGAGGAGGAGGAGGAGGAUGAUGAGGAGGAGGAAGAGGAGGGAGAGGGAGAGCAGCAGCAGGAGGAGGAAGUGCAGGAGGAGGAGCAGGAUCAGGACAGCAAGCCAACUCACAAACGAAAGCGCACCACGGUCGACGACGACGAAAUGUUCAGCUCCUCGUCUUCAGACGAAGACGACAAAGGCGCAGACGCACGCGGCGCGGACGACGACGACGCAGAGAAUGAGCUGCUCGAGCAAGAACGUCGCGAGAAAGUCCGCAGGCGCAAACUACAAGAACAACGCACCGUUGCUUUCAAACCUCGUCCCACUGCUGCUGCUGCUGCUGCUGCUGCUGCUACGGAGAAGAAAGUCACUCGUCCAUCAGCCUCGAGACGCGAUCUGACGAGCGUGCGGGCUAGUUCUCGCGCCCACACCGUGCAAAACAAGCAAGCGGUCCUCGAGCGACUGCAGCAACAAGAACAACGCAGGACAAGCAACCCGACCGCGCACCACCACACGAAAUCCACCGUCGUCCGACUGUCGCAGGAAGAGCGCAUCGAGCGCGCGAAGCUGACCGAGGAGCAGAACGUGGCCUCGCUGAAUAAAUUCUUCGAGCAGGAGGUUAUCAGGAAAAAGAGCCAGCGAGCGGCCAUGUUUGCCAGGCGCGAGCAGCUCGGCCCUGCUAUCCGGUGGCGCAGUGCGAUCGGGCAGGUUCCUGAUGACUCGCGGGGAUUGUUGAUCGAGGUUAUUGACGGGGACGCUGCUGCGGCAGCGGCGGCGGCGGGAAAAAAGCGAAAGUCAAAGCCGUUUCCGGAGUUGUCUGGGACUGGUAAAGAGCGUGUGAAGAAGAAGACAAAGAGGGUGACCAAGCCUAGAGUGAAGGUUGAGAAGGAGGGAGAGGAGGGAGAGAAGGCUGCUACAGAAGAGAAAGUUGAUUCGACCCACAAAUCUGACUCAACCGAUAAACCUGAUUCAAGCGCUGCAUCUACCUCUGAGAAACCAGCAAACGAACCUGCAGAAGAGCCAUCGGAGGAGACUACAAGAGCAGUCAAGGAAGGCUCGACUGCUCCUGACACUGCUGUCGCUGAGACAAACGAUACACCAGAUCAACCACAGGCUGAGACAGCUCCUGACGCUGCUACUGAAAUGAACAAUCCACCAGAUCAACCACCCGAGUCAACAACCGACGAGCCAAAAACAGAACAACCACAGGACGCUCCACCGGCUCAGACUGAUGUCGAAGCAGAACCGGCUCAGGAGCAGGAGCCUGGUGAGGACAAAGAAGUAUCGUCAGAGCGAACGACUAUAGGCGAAGCUAUGGAGAUUGACGACAAGUCUGAGGUUGUUGCAGCUGACGAUAAAGUUGGGCAGGAAGAUAAAGACAGUGUGAUGGAUGUGGAUUUGGAGGGGCGGAAUAUGUCGGAGAGCGGGAAAGAGAUCAAGACAGAAGAUUCGAAGGAUUCUGAAGUCAGGGACUCUGAGGUGAAGGACUCUGAAGUCUCUGAAGUUAAGGAUUCUGAGGUAAAGGAUUCUGAGGUAAAGGAUUCUGAAGUCAAGGAUUCUUCUGAAGUCAAGAAUUCUUCUGAGGUCAAAGAGUCCUCAGUCAAGCCGAAGCCAACCACAGAAGGCGACGCUGCAGCUGAAGGAGAAGACGAAGAAGAGGAAGAAGAAGAGGAGGAAGAGGAAGAAGCUGAAAACGAAGGCACUCCAGAACCACAAGGUCCUACGACAACCUGCUCCACCGAAUCCGUGAUCCUAAUCAACUUCGCGCCCAACACGACCUUCGACGCACCCCUAGUCCGCACCGUCCUCUUCGGCAAAGGCGCCGCGUCCGGGAACCCCCCUCCCCGCUACGAGCGACAUUUAUGUAACGUCACAGGCCGGAUCGCGCAGUUUAUCGAUCCAAAGACCGGCGUGCGGUAUUACGACCUGGACGCGUAUCGGAUGCUGCAGAAGGUUGCGGGCGGGGAGGUGCCGUGGAACGCGGAUUUUGGGGAGGGGAUGUAUUAUUACGAGAGGAAGGAUUUGAAGGAGUUGCUUGAGAAGGUGCCUGAGGCAGGUGAAGAGGGAGAGGGUGGAGUAGAGAAGGCAGAGAGUGGAGUAGAGAAGGCAGAGAGUACUGUAUGAUAAUUGUAUUAUAGAUGAAUGAGAACGCCAUGACAACAAAAUCCAAA